CGGUAAUCGCGAUCUGUUACUAGGCCUCCCUGAUUUGAAUACCACCUUGAACGAUGUCUGCAGAAGAUGAGCAUGGGGACUUGGUACCUACCACCACCCCUGGCUACAAGCCAUCCGCUGCAAAGACUGCUGAUGAAUAUGCGCAACUCGAUGCCAAUGACGAGAGCCUCGCCCGCUGGAAAGCAUCGUUGGGCAUUGUUCCUGGUACGACAUCGGGGGAUACGAGUGGCCCAAAGGUGACUGUAUUGACUCUGGAGCUUCAUUCAAGCACUCUCCCGCCUGGCAAAACGCUCAUCUUCCAUCUCGCCGACAAGGCGAAGCUGGCUGACCUGAAGAAGAACCCUGUUACGAUCAAGGAGGACAUUGAAUACAACGUUCGCAUCACGUUCAAAGUCAACCACUCCAUUAUAUCGGGGGUUCGAUAUAUUCAAGUGGUGAAGCGUGCAGGCAUCAAAGUGGAGAAGUUUGAACAGAUGUUGGGCUCGUAUGGUCCAUCGCCAACGGGAGAGCCGUACACCAAGAACUUUGACCCUGAUCAGUCGCCAUCCGGGAUACUCGCGCGGUCUGGUUCUUACAACGUAAGGAGCCGUGUUGUCGAUGAUGACGGCGAGGUCUACGCAGAUUGGGAAUGGGCCUUCAAGCUCGGAAAGGAGUGGUAGUUCAGUUCCACGCCAGUUUCUCACUCGUAGAUGUCUCGAAGCUCGACUCAAUUAACACCUCAUGUAUUCGGAAUCAUAUGUACUCUUUGGAGAAAGCAACUGCAUUUUUUUGCUUUUCUAUACUCGCGCAAUUUAUUAGCCAUCGAUCGAAUUGAUAAGGAGCC
Guyanagaster necrorhizus is the source of this 823-nucleotide messenger RNA. Its product is annotated as E set domain-containing protein. The record is from RefSeq and is a predicted model, not a curated record. Gene Ontology annotation, molecular function: Rho GDP-dissociation inhibitor activity; protein binding. Gene Ontology annotation, biological process: Rho protein signal transduction. The coding region runs from base 54 to 659 and encodes 201 amino acids. The transcript is spliced from 8 exons. Lineage: Eukaryota; Fungi; Basidiomycota; Agaricomycetes; Agaricales; Physalacriaceae. Gene Ontology annotation, cellular component: cytoplasm; membrane; cytosol.